AUGGCCGCCCAAGUUGUGUACAAUAUUCUAAGAUUGUGAGUAUUUUGAUAAUUUUAGAGCGUUUUUCUUAAACUUUGAACGUUUUGAUAACCAGAUAUUAUUUUUCAGACAUAUAUCUGCAGAGAAAUUUUACAUAGAGCCCAAAGGGCAGGAACAUACGGGAGUAAACGUGCUUGAAAUCGAUCGCGUCAGCCAAGAGCUUGUCCUAGCAGGUGAGGAACAAAGUCCGAAUUUCAAGUGAAUCCUAUUUUCAGUUUUAAUUUUAUCGAUAUUGUAGUUGCUAUUAUUUUGUGCGUGAACACUGGAGUUUGUAAUUCCGUGGGAUGGUUUAAUAUUUAGCAAUUUAAAGAAUUCAGAUUAUCAGAUAUUUUUAAAUAAUUAGUAUCCGUAGAAUAGAAUUUAGUUUUCUGUAUUGUACACAAAGUUGGUACGUGUUUAGGUAGAAAUAUCUUACGGAUCUGUGAAUUUAGUGUGGAAUAUUUUGGAUGUUUCAUUUAUCAAGCAGAAAUAGCUGAUUGUGUUUUAUAUUAUAUUGAAUGUUUUAAUUAAAGUGUGUUCCAGACACAUGAAUAUUUAAUGGUAUUAUUUUAUUUGCCUUGUCUGCAGACCGCAGGAAUUUGAAAUUGUAUCGGAGAAGCUUAAGCAAAUGGCAUCUUUGACAAUGAGACCGCCAACCGGAAGUCAAUUGAGCCAUUAUAGGCGACAGUCACAAAAAAGCAGUCAAGAAAGUUUCAUGUUUGUGAUAUCAAAGAAGAACAGCUGUUGCCAUCACUCGGUGACAGCUGCGUCUAUAACGGCUUAAUUUAGUUCCUGUUGGCAUUUGUGUUGUCAAAAUUGUCGCUUGCUUAUAAGCUCGCUAUGUGCAAUUUUGAAGCCUUUUUUAAAGUUAAAACUGUCACUACCAGGCACCAGCUUUUAUUUUAUCACCUAUUAGGUUGCACAAUAGCAUGCAAUUUUUUCUCAUACACACAUAAAGGCCAUUUCCACUCAGGAAAAUUUUCUGCAGAAAGAAGAUUUUGCAAAAUGUGAUUGGUUGGCAGUUGAAAAUUUUCUGUUGGCCAGGCAUUUAGCCAGAAGGGCGUCUAGGUGUCCUGGGAUGCCCCUGGAACGAAAAAUGGACGCCUUUGGACGCCCCAAUUCUGAGGAAAAAGGAAAUUAUUUUCAAUUAUUUCCCUAAGUAUAUUAAUAUAUCUGAAACGAAAAAAACUUCAAUUCUCAUUAUUAUUAUACACUUGAUAUUUUGAUCACUUUGAUGGUGUACCUGGCUGAAUGAAAAUGUCAUUGUUAAGUAAAGAAGCAUAGCGGCACAAACUCACAAAGCCAAGUGUGUUUGAAAAAUUUCGACCAAGCUUGGAACAGAUAUAGCCUCCUCCGCAGGCAUCUCUUAAUCGUCGAGAACUUAUAUAAUUUAGUUAUUCAAAUAACUGAUGUUCUAAUUGGGUUACGUAAAAUUCAAAAGUUUUCCAGAGGAACGCUUUCUCGAACACCCCCCCCCCCUCUUUACUUCUGGACGCCCUUUUUUAGGACCCUGGGUAAAAGCCUGCUGUCGGCUGUCUGCAUCUAAAUAUAAUCAGUUGUAAUUUGAUAUUUUUGCAAUCAAAGUAAAGGUGACAUCAUUCAUGUCAAUUCUUUGACAAUGAUUCUCAACGUAACAUGUACACUGCAACCAAGGAUUGUUAGAACCAUUAAUAAAUGGCACGCUUCACACAUUAAUUUAAUUAACAUAUUGCUUUAAUUUGCAUGUGUAACCUAGUUUUACUGCGUAUACAUUCUAACUCUGACUGAAAAGUUUCAAAAUUGUACAGCCAUUCCUUGAACAUUACUUCAGGCCAAAUUGCAAGUGGGCCGCAUUAAUUGUGACACAUCUUUUCUUCUUUUCAAAUAAUUUUCAGAUAACCAUGGACAAAUUCCUAUAUCUGAAUCCAAAGAUAUUUUUGGAAUCAUAGGUGUUAUCAACCUGGUUGCAG
Molecule: messenger RNA, 1967 nt
Organism: Paramuricea clavata
Lineage: Eukaryota; Metazoa; Cnidaria; Anthozoa; Malacalcyonacea; Plexauridae
Source: the annotation of a GenBank genome assembly